This is a messenger RNA of Cetraspora pellucida, 335 nucleotides long. The record is from the annotation of a GenBank genome assembly. NCBI's taxonomy places the organism in Eukaryota, Fungi, Glomeromycota, Glomeromycetes, Diversisporales, Gigasporaceae.
AAGUUUCAUCAAUAAUAAAUAUGAGUCGCCGUGAAUCUCCCAUCGGUCAAAGGAAUCGAUCUGCAUCCCCAACCCGAAAAAAUCCUACCAGAAGAGACGAAACUACUAAUCGAGAUAAUGUAAGUAAUGUAAAUGAUACGAAUGAGAAUUCAGGCCAUAACACUAAUGAUGUAGGUAGAAAUUUAGAUAAUGCGACAUACUUAUCUUUACCUAAUUUGGCAAAUACUACUUCAACCCCUAAUAUAUCUGCAUUACAAAAUGAUAGUAAUAUUAGUAUGCCCGAUAUAGGAGGUAGCCAACCUUCUUGUAUAGAAAAUAUAAAUGAAGAGGAUUAG